Molecule: messenger RNA, 2519 nt
Organism: Vitrella brassicaformis
Lineage: Eukaryota; Vitrellaceae
Source: the annotation of a GenBank genome assembly
AUGGCGAGCUCGGGAAAAACGGCCUGGGGCACGAAUCACAGGGGCCUGCAGCUCAAUUUGCUGCAGCUCUUCUCCCUGUGUCACCUUCUCCGACGUCUUCUCCGUUGAGUGAAGGCGCAGUGACCCCCAAAGUGCGCCUUCGUUCGCCUGUCCUGCCUCCAGUACGCAGCAAAGAAAGAACGGAGACCUUUGCAUGCAAUUUGACGGCUUCUGUGUGUCUGCUGUGUCUGCGUCAUGCAGGCCUGCCUGGAUGGCCGCCGAGAGGCCGCCCCGUGGGCGGCCGAGGGAGUGGCCCCGAGGCGUGACCCAUCUGCACGGCACCUGGAUGACCACAGACGGCAUUCAGGCACUCGAAGCAUGCGUCAGCCCCAGCACCAGGAAGGCAUCCUGGAAAUCAAAAGGGAAGCUACUCGCGGCGGCCAACAGCGGCAGGGCGGCCACCGUGGCUGCCGACAAGGCAACCAAGAUCAACGCGCCCCUCAGCAAGCGGCGUGUCAACGGCCUUGACUACUACGGUGUGUCGUUCCCAUUGCCGGCCUCGCAGCGGCGGAAUAUCAUGAAUAGCAUCGAGCUGACGCCCUACACGGGAGUGGACGCACACCAUCUCAAGGAACAGAUUGCCGACGCCCUCACCAGCGACUCGUCCUGCAACUACACGCGCGUCGAGAGGAUCAGGGACCCCCACCAUCCCGCAUACACCUCCGAUACGCCAUCCUAUCGGGCGGUGCUGUGCUUGCCUAGGCAGCAGGAGCGCAUCGGGGCGAACUGUAUGGUGGGGAUGCCCUACGGUGGCUUGCUGAGGACUGAGGAGGAGUGUGAGAAGCUGAAGGAGGCCGACCGGCUGUCAUGGCGGUAUGUGUAUCGGCUGGAGGAGCCCUGUGAGGGGUUUGUCAUCGACGGACUGGACGCCCGCAACGCUGCAGGUCAGGUCCCUACCAUACCCCACAGACACGCAUGACGGUGUUGUUCGUAUGGGUCUUUCUUUCUGAUUGCGCAGGGUGCAUCAACGAUCCUCAUUUCUUCAUCAAAGACCGUGACUCCAACGUGUACUCAGUACGUGCAAAGCAAUGUCGAUUAUACUCCUGCUGCGCACAUCAAUUGGAGGAGUGGAAAUCUCGUUUGACUCGUCAGCAACCCCUGAGCAUUUGGGGCAUUCCGUAUGUCUUCAUCCUCACCGAGCGGCCGAUCAGCGACGGGGAAGAGUUGCUCCUCGACUACGGUGAGGAGUACUGGAUAGAGCUCAGCCAGGCACACGCCAAGACAGCCACCGAGCUGAGGAAGGAGGUACGAACCGGGCCGUGGUGGGCGGGGGACUUGAUUGACGUAACCAAGGGGCCACAAUCCGUGUUGGUGUAUUUGUUGCGGUGGUCAUCAGGUGCGUCGCUUGUCAAAUCAGCUCGAGGGGGUGGAUCGGCUGCUGGCGCUCGAGGAGGCCCGCCAGGUCGACGGGUCCAUGCAGACGGAUCCCUCCGUCAGCCACACAGCAUCGCAGACCGCACACGACACCCAGGACGGCUUCGAGUGCCCCUGCCAGCAGCCAGCCAGGCAGCAUGCAGCCGUCGGCGUGAAUACCGACGGCAUCGAAUGGACUCCUGUACCGACGCAACGAAAGAGACGGCGCGAUGAGGAGGACCAAGAGGAGGAAGACAGCGACUAUCUCGGCGAUGGCGAGUCCUCUGAAGGUGCCCCCAGCUGUGCCGCGAGCGUCACGGAUGACAGUAAGUACCAGCCGUCUCGUGACCCAGCCCGUGAGGCGAGGGCGGUCUUCCGUGAGCUAAAGAGGGAGGGCGGGGCAGAGCUGCCGGCUGGGCUAACAGGCGAUUGUGAGGUGAUGGGUUGCGUCGAGGCACUCGUCUUCGACGACGAUGACGAUGCUGCUAGCGAUGAUGCGGCCGACAGUGCGACAGAGGAUGCGGCCGAUAGCGUGAUGGAUGAGGAAAUGCUCCUGGCGACUGGGGUGGUCGAGGAGGAAGAAGUGGAAGAGCCCCCGACGAGCAACGACCAACUAAAGCCCAUCGAUCCACAGCACAGGUCAGUCAGCACAAGAGAGAGAAAGGCGUCGAGUGCAUGUGGCGGUGUGGAGAGCUUCCUGUGGUUGUCGUCUUUGUCAGGCCGUGUUCAGUGCGUGUCGACGCUGGGGCCACACAAAUGCGACACCACCGACUCGAUUGCGACACAUCGGCGGCGGCAGCAGCAGCUGAGUGUGUCGUCAGCGCCGCUGUUGAGGACCAUCGUGCUGCCAAGAUGGCGAGGUCACAAGCGAUCCUGAUGCAGCAUGCGGGUGCCGGCUGGGAGUGAUGGUGCUAGCACUGUAUGUGUGUUUCGUGUACAAAGCGGUGGGUGCGGUGCAUGUGGAUACGUGAGAUGCUUGUGUGGUGGUGUGUGGGUGGAUUUGGUUUAUGUAUGUAUUGGCAAACGAAACGGGUAGAUGUUUGAGAGACAGACAGCAGCAUGGCGUGGGGUGUGGGGUGUGGGGGGGCUGAUGAAAUGACCUGUCAUGUGUGUGUGAAUGUGUUAAU